Messenger RNA from Striga asiatica, 3106 nucleotides. NCBI's taxonomy places the organism in Eukaryota, Viridiplantae, Streptophyta, Magnoliopsida, Lamiales, Orobanchaceae. The record is from the annotation of a GenBank genome assembly.
CAGACAUCUAAUUAUGUUACGCACCAAAAUGAUUUCGACACCCACACAUAAAUCCCUGCUAUGUACUGAAUAGAUUCGCAGCGAAAAAAAAAAAGCACUCAGAUCUUGUUAUCAAAAUACCAAAAUACCAAAUCUUGUUAUCUUAGCAAGAAAAUGAGAAAAAAACAAAAGGAAUGAAUUUGGAGAAGCCUUUUUCCCCACGCGCUUGUCUUUUGGGUUCCUCCCUUUGAAAGCCAAGUUUCUUAACUAAUCUUGCGAGCUCAGUCACACACAUCAAAAAGACACUAACAGAAGCACCCAACAAACACAGAGGUUUGCAUUUGUGGGUGUUUGAGGUUGAAAUUUUGGUGCAAGAAUGGCGCUUUCUGGCAAAAUUUCCCACCGUAAGCUGCCUGAAGGACUUUUGGAGAUCUCUGAAAGGGUUUUUGUAUUUAAUUGCUGCUUGACCUCAAACAUUUCAAACCUUCAUGAGUAUCGAGCCUAUAUCGGGCAUACUUUGGAACAACUACACGAAAACUUCCCCGAGUCCUCACUCAUGGUUCAGAACUUUGGAGAUGAAAAUCACCAAACUCAAAUUAUUAACACACUUCCUAAGUAUGGUAUGACCGUAAUAAACUACCAUUGCCAAAGUAAAAGCUGCCUUUCAGUCCCACUGGAAACAAUCCAACACUUCUUGAGCUCGAGCCGUAAAUGGAUUUCAUCUGGGAAGAGGAAUUUACUGUUGAUGCAUUGUGAAAACGGUUGCUUUCUGGUAUUAGCCUUCAUGCUUGCAACGUUCUUGAUUUAUAACAAGCAAUGUACUGAUGAGAGUAAAAUAUUGGACAUGAUAUCAAGCAAUGUGUAUGGAGAGUGGUCUCGUGGGCCCAUAUUUAGGAUAUACGGGUCGGAUCCUUUUGCAGCUGCUGAUCGGAUAUGUAAAAUGCUCUUUUCAGUGCCCAAAGAGAGUAAAGCCGUGAGACUAUUCAGACAGGCGGAUUUUGAUCUGGUUCGAGUUAAUGUCAACUGUCCUGUUCAAGGUGAUGUUGUGCUCGAGUGUGUUAACAAAGAUGAUCUUGAAAAUACUUCUCCACCAAGUGGCAGAGAUGAAAAACUCGAAAAUGUCUUUCUCCAAAAUGAAGCUGAGACUGUUCAAAAGCAUGAAAUUUCCAGUGCUUCUAGUAAUCUUGUUAACAAAGAUGAUCAAUCACUUGAAGUGAGUCCAAAAAAUGGAGCUUCUGAAAACAGCACAACUUCUCCACAAGCAAAGCUUAUGGUAAAAUCAAGUGACGAUUCAGAUUCCACGCCAAAGAAGACAGAUUCGAGCAAGCAACACAUUUUUGUACAUAGGCCUGCUCAGUCCAAAAUUAUACUCCCACGAAUAUCUCAAAUUUCUCCCAACUCAAGAUACCGAGGUGCAACAAUCUCAGCACUAGGUAUAACAGCUCUACUGCACGACGAUACCGAAUUCAGCAACAGAAAAGUCCAGCGUCCGUCCACGUCAGCAUCCGUUUCAUGUCAAGAAAACCCUGUGGCCCCUACUGACACUUCAAGAAAACCGAAAUCCGUUCCUCCUCCUCCACCGCCGCCACCUCAGCAUGCAGCAUUGCCGCCAGCUAAGAGCCGACAAGUUGUUCCACCUCCGCCAACUCCACUUUCGAAAGGCGGGCCCACUUAUCUUCAAAGUGUGAAGGGAAAGUUGCAAUCACGAGCAAGCAUGAGAACUCAAACUCAAGUUCAAUCAAGAAAGGCACCUCUCAGGGCUUACCACUGGUUGAAGCUAACAAGAGCUGUUCAGGGCAGUUUGUGGGCCGAGGCACAAAAACCUGAAGAGGCUUCAAAAGUUCUUGAGCUGGAUAUUUCUGAAAUCGAAAGUUUAUUCUCGACCAUUGUUACGAAUUCAGAUGACGGGGAUAAUGGCAGGAAAAUGAAUAGGCGUGGAUCAGGGCUUAAACCAAACAAAGUUCAUUUGGUCGAGCUCCGAAGAGCGUACAACUGCGAAAUUAUGCUAACAAAAGUCAAGGUUCCCUUGUCGGAUUUGAUGAAUUCGGUUCUUGCUUUGGAUGACUCAGCAUUGGAUAUCGAUCAGGUUGAUAACCUGAUAAAAUUUUGUCCAACCAAAGAAGAGAUAGAACUCCUUAAGAACUACAAUGGCGAAAGGGAGAACCUUGGAAAGUGUGAACAGUUUUUCUUGGAGUUGAUGAAAGUUCCACGUGUAGAGUCGAAGCUUAGAGUUUUCUCGUUUAAAAUUCAAUUUUUCUCCCAGGUCAGAAAUUCUGUCAAGUUGAAAAGGAUCAUGCAAAGUAUCCUUUCACUAGGAAAUGCAUUAAAUCACGGAACAGCAAGAGGUUCUGCUGUGGGAUUUCGUCUGGAUAGUCUCCUAAAACUUAGUGAAACGAGAUCACAUAACAAUAAGCUGACUCUUUUACACUAUCUGUGUAAGGUUCUUUCUGAAAAGUUGCCAGAAGUUUUGGAUUUUCAUGAAGACCUUGCAAGUUUAGAAGCCGCAACAAAGAUUCAGCUAAAGUAUUUGGCAGAGGAAAUGCAAGCCCUCAGUAAAGGGCUUGAAAAAGUUUCUCAUGAACUAAAUUCUUCCGAGAAAGAUGGAGCUGUCUCUGAGUACUUCUGCAAGACUCUGAAGGAAUUUUAUGGCUGUGCUGAAGCAGAAGUUAGAGCACUGGCUUCAAUCUAUUCUGUAGCGGGAAGGAAUGCAGAUGCAUUGGCUCUUUAUUUCGGUGAAGACCCAGUUCGCUGCCCGUUUGAACAAGUUGUUUCAACUUUACUAAAUUUUGUGAGGAUGUUCAGUCGUGCACAUGAGGAGAAUCGCAAGCAAAUGGAAGUCGAGAAGAAGAAAGCACAUACAGAAGCAGAAAAUGAGAAAUCUAAAGUGAAUAAUGGUUCCAGGAAAGAGUUGGAAAUGAGAUUAUGAUCAUAACCUUAACGCCUUUUUUCUGUUGCUAACGAGUGAUGUCAAAAUGGUUCGCCUUGUUAAUUUGAACCAGAUAGCUUUUCUGUAUACUAUAAAUAAAUAUCUAAUGUAAUUGCUAAGCUUUCGAGCCAAAAUACAGGAAAAAAAAUUGCCCUGUAGUAUCUUUUUGAAUUGUGAAAGAGUGUUAGUUAAAUACUGCAC